Molecule: messenger RNA, 4002 nt
Organism: Spirometra erinaceieuropaei
Lineage: Eukaryota; Metazoa; Platyhelminthes; Cestoda; Diphyllobothriidea; Diphyllobothriidae
Source: the annotation of a GenBank genome assembly
AUGGAGGGUGAUCAGAAGAAGGUGAGACCAAUAGACUUUACAGACCUAGACGGCGAAAUAGAACUGACAAAAUCGGUCAGUCUUGCAGAUUUUAUGCGUGGCGACUCCUCAAUGGCGACGGACAAUUUCAAGAUAAAUGAGUUGGUUCCCAUACAAUCUGUGGAGCCGAGAUUAAGCGUCAGUAUUCAAGCGCCGGUAAACGUACAGGCGUCAAACACAGCAGUGCGAAUAAUUUCCAAGGGGGAGAUUAAGGAAGCAGAGGUCGGUUCCUAUGAGGAACUAGUUGGACUCGAGCCUCAGUGCUGCCCUGUGGAGGCAGGUCACAUUGAAACGGUCAAACCCACAACACAGGAAACCUGUUGCGAAUUCGACAUUGGGAGAUCGCUAAUUUUUUCCCCACCACAGACCAACGUUUCUGCCACUGAUCGGAAGGAUCUGCUACCUCCUGAAGAUAGUUCAGUAUCAACCGAAGAAAAGCGGAAGGGGAACACAUGGAGGUUUUGUGGAUUUGGCUUUCUCCUUCGAAUGUGUUCUAUGCGGGCUCGUCGGAAGCGAAGUCCGAAACAGCAGGGCGAUUGUGAAAUUGGGAAAAAACUGCUGAACCCUGUGCGCACAACGCCCUCUCAACAGGAGCAACCGGUCACGGAUUCUGAGUAUUCAAACCCUUUGCUACCCAGCCCCAUGGUGAUGAUGAUGCCGGCAUCCGCAGAAUCUAGCGUAAGGUCAGCUCCUCAAGACGCCGGCGUAAAAACCAUCACCUAUUCUGAGCAUAUUUCUGAUGGCACCCUAUCUCAAGUAAAAUUAAUUGAAAGCGGCGCCUACGCUGCGACACCAAGGUUGGCCUACAAUUCCAUGGCACGUGCACCAGUCGGCACCACACAUGUAAAAAGGGAACUGACUGAACGGGAGCAAGGACCCGCUGAGCUGGAGAAAAGCAAUUUUGCGGGUCAACCGUCGAUGGACAUUAAGGUAGCCCUGGAGUGCGAUCUCAUGCCGGACGAGGAGAUUAAGAAAAUGAGACGCCCAAAGGUACUCACCUCACCCUACCAACAGACAGACACCGUCAGUUUCAGUGAGAUGGGCUCGGGCUACGGGUCGCCAGACUUUGAACAACAGGCGGCCCUGCCGGAGGUGCUGUCCACUGACGACAGCCGCUCCUACUCCCUGGCUGUCAGUAACAGGCUGGCAACUGACGUAGAUAUUCAGGCAGAAGACGCAGAAGCUGUAGGCUCCACGCCGUCGAUGAGUCUUGAGGCGUUUAAAGCAAAACAGAAAAGCAUAAGUGAAACAUCUGUGGUUGACAGAUGGUCACCGCUGAGUGAAGUGACGCCCUGCUACGCACAAAUGCACCUUUCUGAGCACUCCACUAUCGGACUGGGGGAUAUUGCCCAGACGGCAAACCCACUUCAGCGAAUUGGUCUUGUGUGUCGGGACCAGGGUUCCAUAGUACAGACAAACUGCUGCAACGGAGAGGGUAGACUGGAUCGCGGCCAGCUGCUCACACGAGGAGGUCUGUGGAUAGACUGGUCCGCUAUUUCACUGAACCGCAAAAAGACCCAUAAGACGGGUGUGUUAGCAGGCACCGACAUUACCUCCGGGAGGGAAGACAACGAAAGGGGACUGUCAGAAAUGAGCUCUGAAAAUGAGCUGGCUUCUCUGCCCUUUAGUGGACUAUUUAGAGCGAAGAUUGUCCACCAUGGCAGGGCCAAUUUCCAUUAUGCAACUCCACGGCAGCGACCAAAAGAAGCGCUCAAGGCUUUGGCACUAGCAGUGCCACCAGGGCCAGCUAUACAGGAAAGGGAGGCAGGGGAGGAUCAUACCGGUGACAAUGUCGCAAAAAUAACUUGGCAGCAGAUCAGAAGUCGAUGCCAAACUCUCCGCAACGGAGGGAGAAAUAACUUAUCCAGAUACAUACCCUUUGUUGAAAGCGCUUCCCUUCAGACUUCCAGCAACGAAGGACAUGCAGAAUCAAGUCCCAAUAUUUCGUGUGAGGUGUCCUUUGGUGGAGACCAGACAAGCUUGGGAAUUAGUUCUGGUUUCGAAACCCCUACACUACAGAAACAGGCAAGCUAUGCCCACACAAGUCGCCCGUCCACAAUAUUGGAGGGGUCCCGAGACAGAACCACUGGACCGGACGGUGGCUGUCAUGCAGGAAGGGCUACCUACCUACCAGAUUCCGACCGAGUAGCGGCGCCUGAAUCAUUGUUCAGUGAUUGCUGUCAUACAGGUGUAACCCACGUGGUGAUUGAUGACGAAGAUUACAUGUGCGUGGACCAGACAGGUCAUUCCGAGUACCGCGGAGACAGAAUGCAGAAGUCAAGGACGUCUGCAAGACCUCAAAGGACCUUUCAGACUGAGUUUGGAAUACUUGACGAACUAAAAUCAGUACUUUCACAAACAAAUAACAAUAACAGUGUCCUCUGUGGGAAACUUGAAGAGGCAACAACGGAGAAAGUUUUGCCAGUUGGGAAUAUAGACAGCAGUGAACGUAUUUCAGCCCAGGACUACGCACUUCCCGGGGCACCGCAAAAGCCUCAGACGUUACUGGCGCAGCUACGCGAGGCUAGGGAACUUGGCAUAGGAGUGCCUAGUCUGCCAACUCCUUCCUACUCCUGGGAUCGUAUAAGAGAUGAGGCCGAAAAUCCUUCCAACAGUGUGCAAACACGACCUCGAAGGAGGAAGAAUAAACCUCUGGAGAAAACAACCACUGCUCCAACUCUACCGAAGCAGUCACCGGCCACGUCAACGAAAACGCCCUCGGUGUCAGAUAUUUUGGAGAAUUUGCGGAAGGUUAAAGAGGCGGAAGAAAAGCUGAAGUCUUGUAAACAAGAAAAGCUAAUGGAAGAGUGUGAAGUCGCUGGCAAAGAUAUGCAGCCGCUGACAGCCUCCGAAGCCAUAACUCAAAUGACUGGGGCCCCCAUUGUUGACUUCAAAGAACGACGGAGGCUCCGACAACAGAGCAAGAUUGAGGAGGAGCGGAAAGAGCUGCUGGCCAUGACUGAGAACGCCCUCAAAGACCGCAAGGAGCAGCAACGACGUAUCACCCAAAACGACUCUUCCCAGUUGGGUGAACUCCUCUUCUGUGGUUCCACUAAAGCUAUGUUCGACCCAAAUGCGCCCACUCUGGAACGCGUACCAUCCACCCGACCAGCCUCCCAAACCAAGACCCGGGUUUUUGUUCCCGUGACGCCUGAGGCUGAAACCAAUGCACAGUUGGCCAAGUUGAGUGGGAUAGAGCGAAACAAUUCGGUACCAGGUGGAGGAGGCGGAGAGUGUAACGCGGAAGGCCGGCCUCUCACAAAAAGCAAUGUGGAUGCUGUGAAGUCAAUACCUGAGCUGCGAGUGCAGACUCCCACAGUAAAGGGUGACUCUAGCAGCACAAGCGAGGGAGAAAGAAAGACUGACAAGAACGCUAAAUUGGAUAGCCAGGCUACAGACGUCAGUUGCGAUACUUCUACUCUCCAAACAGCCUGCUCCGGGUGCAACCCCCUGCCAUUCUUUGCAGGGACACACCAGAAGGCUGUGUGCAUGUGUUGUUCGAAUACCCCCAUGUGGGGAUCCUGUAAUCACAUGCCACCACCGGUCAUUCUACAGCCCCCGGUAGCGUACGCGUUACCACCAUAUGCUCCUCAAGCACUGCCACCUUGGAACUAUCAACCUCAACUCCAGUGGAUGCCGCAGUUACCGCCCCCACAGUGGAACCAGGUGCCCUUAAUAACAACUGAGGUGCUGCCCCAGCCACAACAACUGCCGACGUGGCCUGAGCCGCAGGACUAUUGGCCGCAUGGAGUGAGACGAAAGGACGUCAAGAUCAGCUUUUCUAGGUCUUCGCCAUCGAGUCGGUCGUCAUCAUCCACCGGUAUGCAAACAUUCCAAAGCCAUUCCUCUUGUAGCACCUCCUCAACCUCAUCUUCCCUCUUCCUUACCUCUGGUCGAAGUUCGAGUACAACAUCCACCGGGAGUGGAGGCAGCGAAACUAGCUAUUGGUACGAUUUGGCCUAG